GUCUCCCUGGUUUAUGAGUUUUUGGCGCGGAUUACUCCAAGCGCGGCUUCCAGAAGGGUGCAAGAAGUUUCCAUGGUUUGUGUGUGUUUUUUGUUUGUUUGUUUGUUUGUUUUUUUAAGCACUGUGUUUAGAUCAAGAUGUCUGGUAAAGCAGGUGCUUCCAAGAAAAACUCUCAACAGUUAAAAAGAAACCCAAAGAGAAAAAAGGAUAAUGAGGAAGUGGUGUUGUCAGAGAAAAAGGUUAGAAACACAGUGAAAAGAAAUAAAAAUCAUCUGAAAGAUCUGUCUUCUGAAGGACAAACAAAGCACACUAACCUAAUACAGGUAAAGGUAGCAUCCAGCAAGAGAAAAACUUGGCAACCUCUUUCAAAAAGUAGCAGAGACCAUUUGCAAACUAUGAUGGAAUCAGUAAUAAUAACAAUUUUGAGUAAGAGUAGUAAAGAAAAAGAAGAAAUACAAUACCAUCUCAACUUCCUAAAGACAAGAUUGCUACAACUGUGUGAAACUCUGGAAGUUCCUCCCAAAAAGACAGAAGAUUUAGCUAAUGUGUCAAGUCUACUGAAUGUAGAAAGGGCACGAAACAAAGCUAAUGAAGAAAGUCUGGCAUUGCUGCAGGAAGAAAUAGAUAAAAUGGUAGAAACUACAGAGUUAAUCACUGGGAAUAUUCAGAGGCUAAAGAACGAAAUUGAAAUUCUGGCAAGUGAGGUAGAAGAAGAAGAGGAGAAGAUAAAGCAGAUGCAUCAAAUAAAUAAUAGUGGAGUCCUCUCUCUUCCAGAACUUUCUCAGAAAACUCUCAAAGCACCCACACUUCAGAAAGAGAUUUUGGCACUAAUUCCAAACCAGAAUGCUCUUCUAAAGGACUUGGAUAUUCUUCAUAAUUCCUCACAGAUGAAGAGCAUGUUAACAUUCAUUGAAGAAGCCUAUAAGAAACUGGAUGCCUCUUAAAGGGACUUUUUUUUUUUUUUUUAGAUUGCUCCAUAUGAAUUUAAUGUUCAGGAAUUUUUAGAACUGUUAACCUAUAAGUAUAUGUACAGAGGCUAAGUCUUUUGCAGGAUUUAUUAUCUUCUGAUAUACCCUUUAAAAUUAGUUUUUGUAGGUGUAUCAUUAGCAUCUAAUGUAGUUCUGAAAACUGUUUUUAGCACUUGCCAAAUCUAGGAAGCCAACAUUUAUAUUGCUGUAUCUACAAUUAUUUGCCUAGAACCAUAAAAUAGGAAUUGCCUUGAUGAUCUAAUAGUUUAUAAUAAUACCUGAAUGAAGUUCAUUCAUUGGUUAACAGCUCUUUUCAGGAGCUGUGAUAUGUAAGUGUUUACCUAUAGUGCCUAGUGCAUAUGCUAUCAUUCAUUUGUAGCCAGUGGCUUACAAUUUCUCUCUGGUCAUCUGGAACUUGAAAAAUCCUCAAAUGCCUUUAUUCUUUCACCUAACUCCCUAGUAUUUUUGUAGAGUAGUUAAGAUAUGCCUAGUAUAUUUAACUCCAGCGGUAAUAUAAAAAUUUUACUUCUUUGGUUGGUUAGUGAAUUGGUGUUGAAUAUUUUCUGUUGUCAUCAAAACAUACUUUCAAAAUUAUUUAGAAAGAAG
Messenger RNA from Saimiri boliviensis boliviensis (Bolivian squirrel monkey), 1574 nucleotides. RefSeq names its product centromere protein Q (gene CENPQ). The record is from RefSeq and is a predicted model, not a curated record. Gene Ontology annotation, cellular component: nucleus. Lineage: Eukaryota; Metazoa; Chordata; Mammalia; Primates; Cebidae.